AUGACGUCAUUUUGUCCAGCUUCCAACUGCUCCUUGCUCCCUUCUGUGUUACAACCCUCGGGAAUUAAUUCCGAAGAUAGCCACCCGUUGAAGGUUGUUGUCCAGAAAUAUGAUGUGGUUUUUGGUUUUGUCCAGCCUAAUGGAAUAUCUCGUCCUUUUGAAAGCCACCUGUCGUAUAAAGCUGGAACUUCUCCACUGGUGGGUAGAAAUUCGGAAUCGUCAGACAGUAACAGUAGGAAAUUAGAAAACAACAAGUCAUCCCCGAUCCUUGGGGAGAACCGGACAGUUCCUUUCAGCAUUGGUGAUUUUUCAUCCUCUCAAACUCUCCUGCAUUUAGUCCGAACUGCCAGUGCGCAGAGUGCAUCACAGUUGGAGAACUACCUUCGAGGAACAAACAAAAGAUCACUUGGGUCAGAAAACGGAUCAGAUCCUUUAGAUCUGACCACUGGCACCACCAAACGGCCUUGUUUAGAUAGUCCUAAUGCUUCUUUGCAACGUUCCCAUUUGUAUUCACCUAUUACAAGAGAUAUUGGUUCCUUAAAAUCGGACACAGAAGCGGUAACCAGUAGUUAUAAUGAUAAUGGGUCAAAAGUCAGCGUCCGCAAGACUCCAAGUUGGACGAACUUAUUAGACGGACGUCUUUCUAGGUCUGAGAAUUCGUCCUCCGGAAUGUCACCCAAGUAUUCUGACAGAGGGCGUUGUUCUUCCCUUUGUACUGACCAAUCUUGUUCAAACAAAUCAGAUGCUAGUGAGAUUGCGCAGUGGACUGUCGAUGACGUUGUAAGAUUCGUGACGUCUGUGGAGUCAUGCGCCGAAUAUGCUGAUAGUGUCAUAUUACCUAUUCAGACGCUUAAAAUGGUUGAAUAAUGUUAUUUACAAGUCAUGGGUUUGUGAUGCAAACUAACAGCCUGCCAUUGAUAAAGGGAAGUCUUCAGACGCUUAAAAUGGUUGAAUAAUGUUACCUACAAGUCAUGAGUUUGUGAUGCGAACUAACAGCCUGCCAUUGAUAAAGGGAACUCUUCAGACGCUUUGUAACUAGCUGCAUAUUA
Messenger RNA from Limulus polyphemus (Atlantic horseshoe crab), 1049 nucleotides. RefSeq lists its product as uncharacterized. The transcript is spliced from 3 exons. NCBI's taxonomy places the organism in Eukaryota, Metazoa, Arthropoda, Merostomata, Xiphosura, Limulidae. The record is from RefSeq and is a predicted model, not a curated record. The coding region runs from base 1 to 867 and encodes 288 amino acids.